UAGCCCGCCCCCGGGGUUCGAUUGGUCGCGCAGCAGCGGCGGGCGGCGCUGAUUGGCUAUCGGGCGAGGGUCUGUGGCCGGAGGGCGGUGCGGCCGGCAGUCAUGGCGGCGCUGGCGGUGCUGGCCGGGCUGCUGGCGGUGGUGCUCGGCGCCGCAGGCGAGCCGUGCCCCGAGCCCACCAUCGUGCCCUCGUACUACACUACCUCGGACGCCGUUAUCUCCUCCGAGAGCGUCUUCGUGGUGGAGAUCUCGCUGGCCUGUAAGAACGGCGCCCAGAACGUGGCUCUCUACGCCGAUGUCAACGGGAAGCAGUUCCCCGUCACCCGGGGGCAGGACGUGGGACGCUACCAGGUCUCCUGGAGCCUGGAGCACCGCAGCGCCCAGUCGGGCACCUACGAGGUGAAGUUCUUCGACGAGGAGUCGUACAGCGCCCUGCGCAAGGCUCAGCGCAACAACGAGGACGUCUCCCGAAUCCGGCCCCUCUUCACCGUCAACGUGGACCAUCGGGGCGCCUGGAACGGUCCCUGGGUGUCGACGGAGGUGGUGGCGGCCGCCAUCGGCCUCGUCAUCUAUUACCUGGCCUUCAGCACCAAGAGCAGCAUCCAGGCGUAGGCCCCCCCCCCCCCAAAACACGGACCUCCCCCCCCCCCAUUACAGCCCCCCUGAGGGGGUCCCCAUGUCCUGGUGGGGAGCGGGGUGCCCCUAAAAUUGCUCUGCUCCCCCGAAAAUAAAGAAUGUGUGGGGCGGGGCUGAAGGACUUCCCCAAAGGGGAAUGGCUGGCUGGGGCUGGGCCCCAAAAAUGGGGGAGCCGCCCCCCCCCCGAGGUGGGGGUGGCUUUGUCAGGGUGGAGCCCCCCAAAUGAGGGGGGGUGUCUACCCUUAGCCCCCAAAACUGGGGGUCUUGAGGGUCCCCCCCCCACGAUUGCUGCGGGGGGGUGUCCCCAAAUGCCCCCCCUGUGGCUGUACCCCAAUAAAGGCCUGGCCCCCCCA
Messenger RNA from Grus americana (Whooping crane), 989 nucleotides. It is a transcript of the gene SSR4, whose product is annotated as signal sequence receptor subunit 4. Bases 103 to 612 code for a protein of 169 amino acids. NCBI's taxonomy places the organism in Eukaryota, Metazoa, Chordata, Aves, Gruiformes, Gruidae. The transcript is spliced from 6 exons. Gene Ontology annotation, cellular component: membrane; endoplasmic reticulum; endomembrane system. The record is from RefSeq and is a predicted model, not a curated record.